GACUCUCCCACGGUGGAGUAACGAGACCUUAGCGAGACAGAUAACGAGAAAUUUAGCAAUUUGGCCUGUUAUUUAUCGUGUACGGAAACUUACGCACAGACCAUGCUAACCUAUUGCUGUAUGUGUCGCCGAGGAUCUAGCUCCCGGUCCCGUGGAAGUGCGAUAUGGAAGUGAGAAAAAGAAAAGCUCGUUUUUCCGUUCAUGAAAUCGACGUCCUUGUCGACGAGGUGUACAGGAAUAGGGCGACGCUCUUCUCCAGACUCUGUAGCACCAUCACUAACGAGAAAAAAAUGGUUAUUUGGCAAUCCAUCACUGAAAAAGUUAACGAAGUGUGCACAGUUCAACCAAGAACUGCGGAUGAAGUUCGGAGAAAAUGGUAUUACUACCUUAGCGACAGAAAGAAAGAAGUUUCACGUCGAAAUAAACUAAAGAAAACGGACUGUCACUCCCCCGAUGUUAUCUACAACCAGACAGACCUGAAAAUCCUAGAGUUGCUGGGGGAGAUUGAUGGUGUAGAUAGAACAGUAGAAGGGGCAGUAGAAGGCCUCAUUUGUGAGGUCGAUGCCGAUGCUCUCCCUAUACGACCUUCGUCAGCGUCCAGUUAUUUUAAUGAACACGAGGAGCAUCAGGAGGGCUCUCGGACCUCUUCGGGAGAGGUUCUUGCAUCCCGUCUGCCAGAUCACCCACUCGCUACACAGGAGGAGCGGGAGGCGGGCGCCGCGCCACCCACCACCUCGCCGCCCACAACACCCACCAUAAAGAAGGAGAGCGUGUACUUCAACCACGACACCUUCAGCCCCACCAUCACCAUCGGGGAGGCGGCGGACACCAGAGCGAAGCAGACCAGCACGAAGCGAACGCGGACGGCCGGCGAGGACAGCGACCUGGAGGACCGUGAGGACCAAGAGUUCCUGCAGCUGGAGAAGCGUCGGGUCUACCUGCAGGAGUGCCAACUGCGACUGCUCCAUGAUAUCUACAAGCAGAUGCAGACCGACUCAGAGAGGAACCAUGCCUUCCAGCAGGCCUUCUUGGAUAUCGAGAGGCAGAGAUUAGAGCUAGAGAAGGCUGCCAGUCAUAAGUAAUGUUUUUGCAUUGUAACAUACACUUUCAAAAUCCUAAACACUUGCAGCAAACCGCCGACAGAUCAAAGGCUUGGUAAUUAUAAUCACCAAUGUUAAAACAAACACUUGACUCACGUUAUAUAAAGAGUGAGCUAGUUUUUCUUGGUAUCCAGGAGUUCAGGAGAAAGCUGACUGUUGUAUUUGAAAAGAAUCUAUUUUACUUCCAAAGAUAAUUGUUUGUACGAGCCAUGAGCGCCUCCUGCUUGCCCCGCCUCCGCUCUUGGGACAAACUCUUCAUAGUGCCUUCCUGAGACUCACACAUUUGUGUUUCAUACGAUACUUUCAACAUAUAUAUGUACAUGCAUGUUUUAAAUAUGGGGGUUUUCUCACUUUUUCAUAUAUAGUACAUAAAACAUAGAACUAUAUCUUUUUGGAUACUGUAUUAUAUUUAAGACAAAAUAAAGUAAAUAAUAUU
Messenger RNA from Procambarus clarkii (red swamp crayfish), 1536 nucleotides. RefSeq names its product myb/SANT-like DNA-binding domain-containing protein 4. Lineage: Eukaryota; Metazoa; Arthropoda; Malacostraca; Decapoda; Cambaridae. Gene Ontology annotation, cellular component: nucleus. The record is from RefSeq and is a predicted model, not a curated record.